Molecule: messenger RNA, 1650 nt
Organism: Macrosteles quadrilineatus (aster leafhopper)
Lineage: Eukaryota; Metazoa; Arthropoda; Insecta; Hemiptera; Cicadellidae
Exons: 3
Coding region: 1-1650 (549 amino acids)
Molecular function (GO): nucleic acid binding; zinc ion binding
Source: RefSeq, a predicted model, not a curated record
AUGACGUCAAACCAGAAAAAGCCUUCACCUCUUUUUGAGAGUCUUAAAGGAAAAUGUUACAGAUGUGGUUCUCAAAACCAUAGGGCCAAUAACUGUGAGUUUGCUUCAAAGAUAUGUAAUAAAUGCAAGAAACAGGGACACUUAGCCAGAGUAUGUUUAGGAUCUACAAGAACAAAAAUUCACCAAGCCGAAGAAGAAGACUGUCAAGAUGAACAACACGAGAUUUUCAAAAUAGAUAGAAGAAAUGGAGAUAAAAUUAUGCUUGACUUAUCAGUUGAAGGUAAACCAGUUCAAAUGGAACUUGAUACCGGUUCUGCUAUAAGUACUCUGCCUUACUCUACAUUCAAGAAACUUGAGAUUAAUAGGAAAAUUUUUCAUACACAAGUGCAGCUACGAACAUACACUCGAGAAGUCUUCAAACCAAAAGGAGUUGUUUUUGUGCAUUGUACAUACAAGGAUCAGAAAUUUACAGGCAAACUUUACAUCGUGGAUGACAACCUUGACGCAAUAUUUGGUCGCGAUUGGUUGCGAGAAGUACAGUUAGACUGGGCUGAACUAAAGGCAGUACAACAAUACCCAAAAGUAGGUGGUCUUGACAAUCUUUUAGAGAAGUUCAAGGAUGUGUUUGAGCCAGGUAUCGGUAAGAUUCCAGAUCAACUUGGACACUUACAACUUGUCGAUGGGGCUCGUCCGGUAUUUAUGAAGGCUAGGCCUGUACCGUACGCAUUAAAACUGAAAGUGGAACAAGAACUUGACCGCUUAGAAGAAGCAGGAAUAAUUUCUAAAACUCAAGAAUCUGAGUGGGGAACACCAAUCGUUCCUGUAGUCAAGCCUAACGGAGAUGUGAGAAUAUGCGCAGAUUACAAAGUGACAGUAAACAAGCAGAUCCAAGAUGAACAUCACCCUAUUCCCAAAAUUGAAGACAUAUUUGUCAACAUGAAUGGUGGAAAAUUAUUUUGUACACUAGAUUUAAGAAAUGCUUACCUUCAUUUGGAAAUGGACAGUGAUAGUGCAAAUAUUCAAACCUUAAGCACGCAUAAGGGACAGUACAGGGUACAUAGAUUAAUGUUUGGUAUUAAAGUUGCUCCUGGAAUUUGGCAGAAAACAAUGGACAAGACGUUGGCAGGCCUAGAGGGGAUACAGUGCUUCUUUGACGAUAUAGUCAUUCAGGGAAAUUCAGAAGAGGAACUACUUCUGCGUUUGGAAAGUGUCUUAGGAAAACUAAGAGAAAAAGGUUUAAGACUCAAUCGUGACAAAUGCAAGUUUCUCCAGAGAAGAAUACAUUAUUUGGGCCACGUCAUUGAUGAAAAAGGUAUACAUAAAUGUAUGGACAAAGUAGCUGCCCUAACUAAGGCAAGAAAACCUGAGAAUAAAGGGAACAAAUACGUUUGGAAUGAACAAUGUGAACAGAGUUUUGAACAAAUCAAGAAAGUUAUCUCCAGUGAUACUGUUCUUUGCCACUACAGUCCAGAACUACCACUAGUAUUAGCUACAGACGCAUCUCCUGUUGGUUUUGACUCAACAGUUCGCAGCCCAUCUCUGCUCAGUGUCCAGGUGUUCAAUUUGGCAACACUGUACGGGGUAUGCGCCCAGUCAGAGCCGGUGGCGGUCUGGAAGUGCCGUAUUCGGCCUCUGCACUAUCCAAAUUAA